This is a messenger RNA of Xyrauchen texanus (razorback sucker), 7130 nucleotides long. Its product is annotated as probable phospholipid-transporting ATPase IM. The coding region runs from base 378 to 3998 and encodes 1206 amino acids. NCBI's taxonomy places the organism in Eukaryota, Metazoa, Chordata, Actinopteri, Cypriniformes, Catostomidae. Gene Ontology annotation, molecular function: ATP hydrolysis activity; ATPase-coupled intramembrane lipid carrier activity; magnesium ion binding. Gene Ontology annotation, biological process: phospholipid translocation; Golgi organization. The record is from RefSeq and is a predicted model, not a curated record. The transcript is spliced from 28 exons. Gene Ontology annotation, cellular component: plasma membrane.
CGCUAAAGGCUAUGGGGAUCACGGAGGUCAGGUGAAUCAGCAGACAACCCAGAAAAACACAGGAAGUGAGAUAUCGUGUGUGAGAGUGAAAAGGUUGUUCAUAAUGCCCCGUAUCUCAGCGGAGUUUUGAAAAGGAGGUUGAAAGAGUGAGCGGUUCAUGUUGUUACACAGCCGAGGGAGAGUUUUUUUUGUGACAGUUGCAUUCUCGACAGUAUAAGUGUCUCAAUAGACAGAAAGUUUAGGUGUUUGGAAAUUUGCAUUCUGUUGGACUACAACUUUUUCACACGCCCAAAUUUCAGCUUUAUGAGAGAGUUUAACUGUGCGAAUGUACUGUAACUCCAGAGAAAUUAUGAAUACUCUUUGAGAAAAAGGAAGCCAUGUCAUUCUUUGGCUUAGACUGGACACGGAGGAAAGAGAAAGAAGUGGAGAGGAAAAUCAGAGCAAAUGACAGAGAAUUUAACUUAUCCUUUAAAUAUGCUACCAAUGCCAUCAAGACCUCCAAAUACAACCUAUUCACCUUUCUGCCCCUCAACCUGUUUGAGCAGUUUCAGAGAAUCGCCAAUGCCUACUUCCUAUUCCUGCUCACCCUACAGGUUAUUCCUGCUAUAUCUUCUCUGCCGUGGUUCACCACUGUUUUCCCUCUGGCAUUGGUACUGACAGUGACUGCAGCCAAAGAUGCCAUUGAUGAUAUUAAUCGCCACAGAAGUGACAGGCAAGUGAAUAACCGUAAGGUGGAUGUGCUCAUCAAUGGAAAACUGAUAAGCGAGAAAUGGAUGAAUGUGCAAGUGGGUGAUAUCAUCAAGCUGGAAAACAACCAGUUUGUAACAGCAGAUCUACUUCUGUUUUCCAGCAGUGAACCUCUUAACUUGGUCUACAUUGAGACUGCAGAGCUAGAUGGAGAAACCAACCUGAAGGUGAAACAGUCUCUGACUGUAACCGGAGACAUAGGAGACAAUUUAGAGGCUUUGGCUGCAUUCAAUGGGGAGGUGUGUUGUGAGCCUCCUAAUAAUCGUCUGGAUCGCUUUACGGGCACGCUGACUUCCGGCACGCAGAAACACUCAUUGGACAAUGAACGAGUGUUGCUGAGGGGCUGCACACUCAGAAACACAGACUGGUGCUUUGGCAUGGUGCUGUUUGCAGGCCCUGAGACCAAGUUGAUGCAAAACUGUGGGAAAAGCACUUUUAAGAGGACCAGCAUUGACCGGCUCAUGAAUGUACUGGUGCUCUUUAUUUUUGGUCUCCUUGCUCUGAUGUGUAUUAUUCUGGCUGUGGGCCAUGGGAUCUGGGAAUACCAGGAUGGAUCAAAGUUCAAUACCUUCCUUCCGAGGGAAGAGAGUGCUGCAUUUUCAGCCUUCCUUACUUUCUGGUCCUACAUUAUAAUCCUCAACACUGUGGUACCCAUCUCACUUUAUGUCAGUAUGGAAGUGAUUCGUUUAGGCAACAGCUACUACAUCAACUGGGAUAGGAACAUGUAUCAUGCUCGAACUGACACACCUGCUGAAGCUCGUACCACAACACUCAACGAAGAGCUUGGUCAGAUCAAAUAUAUAUUCUCAGACAAGACCGGCACUCUAACACAGAACAUCAUGACAUUCAACAAGUGCUCCAUUAAUGGGAAAUCUUACGGAGAUGUUAUUGACCACUACAGUGGACAAAGACUGGAGAUCACAGAGGAAAUGUCACCAGUGGAUUUCUCCUUUAACCGGCUUUCCGACCCCAAGUUCCUUUUCUAUGAUCACAGUCUGGUACAGGCUGUAGAGUUGGAGCUUCCAGAGGUUCAUGCUUUCUUUAGGUUACUCGCUCUCUGUCACACUGUCAUGGCAGAGGAGAAAAAGGAGGGUGACUUGAUGUACCAGGCCCAGUCUCCUGAUGAGGGUGCUCUGGUCACGGCCGCACGUAAUUUUGGCUUUGUCUUUCGCUCUCGGAGCCCUGAGACAGUGACAAUAGAGGAGAUGAAGAUUCAGAGGAGCUAUGAGCUGCUGGCCAUCCUGGACUUUAACAACAUACGCAAAAGGAUGUCUGUGAUUGUUCGUAAUCCAGAGGGCAAGCUCUCCCUGUACUGUAAAGGAGCAGACACUAUCGUAUUUGAGAGACUGCAUCCCUCCUGUAACAAACUGAUGGAGGUCACCACAGAGCACCUCAAUGAAUUUGCUGGGGAGGGGUUGAGGACUCUUGUUCUAGCCUAUAAGGAUCUGGAUGAGGAGUAUUUUGCAAAGUGGAAACAGCGCCACCAUGAGGCCAGUAUUGCAAUGGAAGACCGGGAGGAGAAACUAGACCAGCUGUAUGAAGAGAUAGAGAAAGACAUGCUGUUAAUUGGGGCCUCAGCCAUCGAGGAUAAACUCCAGGAUGGAGUUGCUCAUACCAUCGAGCAGCUGGCCAAAGCAGAAAUCAAGAUCUGGGUGCUUACCGGGGACAAACAAGAGACAGCUGAGAACAUUGGCUAUUCCUGUAACCUACUAAGGGAGGAAAUGAAUGAAGUGUUUACUGUCACAGCUAACUCACCGGAGGAGGUCAGACAGGAGCUGAGGGAUGCCCGUCUAAAGAUGUGCCCUGCUACCGAACAAGAUAAAUUCCUUAAUACUGAGACUAUCCUGGGUAAUACUCCUAAAGUGGUGCAGGAUGAAUAUGUGAACGGAGAAUAUGGACUGGUGAUAAAUGGACACAGCCUGGCGUUUGCUCUAGAGAGCAGCAUGAAGCUGGAGUUUUUGAGGACAGCAUGCAUGUGUAAGACAGUAAUCUGCUGUCGGGUGACUCCUCUGCAGAAAGCUCAAGUUGUGGAGUUGGUCAAGAAAUAUAAGAAAGCGGUCACUCUAGCCAUUGGAGAUGGAGCUAAUGAUGUGAGCAUGAUUAAAGCGGCUCAUAUAGGUGUGGGCAUCAGUGGUCAGGAGGGGAUGCAGGCAGUGCUGUCCAGUGAUUUCUCAUUCGCACAGUUCCGUUUCCUGCAGCGCCUCCUGCUGGUGCAUGGACGCUGGUCGUACUUGCGCAUGUGCAAGUUUCUGCGUUACUUCUUCUAUAAGAACUUCACCUUUACCUUUGUGCACUUCUGGUAUGCAUUUUUCUGUGGCUUCUCUGCUCAGACAGUAUAUGAUGAAGGCUUUAUCACUCUGUAUAACUUGGUAUACACUGCCCUGCCGGUUCUGGGAAUGAGCCUGUUUGACCAGGAUGUGAAUGCCGGUUGGAGUCUUGAGUUUCCUCAGCUGUAUGUGCCGGGGCAGUUGAGCAUGUACUUCAGUAAAGGUGCUUUCAUGAUGUGUGCACUUCACAGCUGUUACAGCUCUCUAGUGCUCUUCUUCAUACCUUACGCUGCCACAUACGAUACGGCGAGAGACGACGGGAGAGAUGGCGCAGAUUAUCAGUCAUUUGCACUGAUAACUCAAACCUGCCUCACCGUCACUGUGUGUGUACAGUUGGGACUCGACCUCUCAUACUGGACUGUUGUGAACCAUCUCUUCGUUUGGGGAAGUUUGGGAAUGUUUUUUAUAUUGACCUUCACCAUGUAUACCGAUGGAAUGUUCCAGUUACAUCCACCUUCUUUUGCAUUCAUAGGAACUGCCCGGAAUUGCCUCAACCAGUCCAAUGUUUGGCUUACUGUUGCCUUGACAGCUGUAUUGUGUGUGCUGCCUGUGGUUGCUCACCGGUUCCUCUACACUCAGAUCUUUCCUACCAUCAAUGACAAGGUGAGGUAUAAAGUUUGUCAGAUGAAGGAGCCUGCUCCACGUCCACGGCGUGCUAAGCUCAGCCGCAGAAGCACUCGACGUUCUGGUUAUGCCUUCUCUCAUGCCCAAGGCUAUGGUGACCUCGUGACCUCUCGCAGGUUUCUGCGACGACCUGCACCUGCCCGCUCCAUGGGCUUAACUCCCACUGGCCGAUCUCCUGGGUUUAAGCCCACGGGUCGAUCUGCGGGGUACAGUCCGGCCGGGCAACAACAGAACCCCAAACAGAAAGUAGAACCUACGUCACUGCAGAUGUUCCGUGCUGUUAAAGACUGUUCCUUUUAAGGGUACAAUUCCCUGAGCUUUUGAAGCAGAGCUAGAACCAAAACCUUAAACAUUGUUUAUAGGGUUUGAACACUUGGGGACAAAUUGUACUUCUGCUGCCUCUGCAGAAAAGACAAGCUUAGUCAAGCAUGAACUUCCAGGCUGGUUUUGUACUGGUUUGAUGGUGGUUAAUCAGGUAGAGCACAGCCAUCCUGUUCACCAGCAAAACUUAGCUGGUUGGCCAAGGAAGUUUCACUGGUUGAGCUAUUUAAGAAGCCUGACUGAGACUCCAGCGAACCAGCAUUCAAAGCACAACAUAUGCUUGUUUACCAGAUAUGCUGUUCUUUUCAGCAGGGGUGUUACUUAAUGUUGAUAUGUACUGUAUAGAAGUACAUGUACACUAAGAACAGUGGACUAGAUUCCUAAAUGUACAAAGUUUUGUUAGAAACUGUGCACAGACACUUCUGUCGAUCUUUCCCGGAAACACACACACUGAAAAUGCACGUUUUAUAGUAAGGAUGAACUGUCAGAAGUAUUCUACAUACUGAAGGGCAGCGAUUACUUGUCCUCUCUACGGUCCUCACUACCAUGGCAGCGACAGACUAUAGGAGAGCAAAAAUAAUCCAAGCAGAGCACAGUGAUGUCAUAAAGGGAGUCAAAACAGUGAAAGGCGUGAAAUAGACUGUUCAGUUCAAAACCAUCUAAACACUGCAUUUCGCAGUUUGCUUCCUCUUCCAGGUACUAUGUUAAUUAACGCCCUCUGAUAUGAGUGCUGAGUUAGUUCUACAGCACACCCUGCAUGUUAUUAAUUGAAUUACUUAAAGGGGUUAUACCAAAUUUUUUAAUAAUGUAUUUGUUUCCUUUGUUGCCGACUUAUAAUGUUAAUUAAGGUUUCUUGCACCAGUUGUUCAUGAUCAUCUCAUCACCUCUAUCGUAACUUUAGUUUAAUAUUCCGUUUUUAGGACCCAUUAUUUUUUUGUUUUUUGUUUUUUUUCUCCCCAAUUUGGAAUACCCAAUUCCCAAUGCGCUGUAAGUCCUCGUAGUGGUGUAGUGACUCAAUCCGGGUGGCGGAGGAUGAAUCUCAGUUGCCUCCGCGUCUGAGACUGUCAAUCCAUGCAUUUUAUCACGUGGCUUGUUGAGCGCGUUACCGCGGAGACAUAGCGCAUGUGGAGGCUUCAUGCAAUUCUCCGUGGCAUCCAUGCACAACUCACUAUGUGCCCCACCGAGAGCGAGAACCACAUUAUUGUGACCACGAGGAGGUUACCCCAUAUGACUCUACCUUCCCUAGCAACCAAUUUGGUUGCUUAGGAGUCCUGACUGGAGUCACUCAGAUACCCAAGCCCCCCUAUAGGACCCAUUGUUUAAAUACUGGCAAAUCAGCUCCGGCAAUUUGCCCGCAUAAGAAAUGGUAACAUUGUCAGAAAGUUCCAUGAUGAUGCCUAAACAAAGCUGUGAUAUUAACGGUUUGAGCAAGUUUGAGCACAAAGAAGGAUCACUCUGAAGUAAAAAUUUCUGCUGUCUUAUAAAUUAUAGAUUGUCUUUUUGGAAUGGGGAGGGAGCUUUUAUUUUUUAAAGUAGUUUGCAAAUUAUAUCAACCUUUUACAUUUUUUUCAAGAUAUGACCCCUUUAAGAGAGAGACUUGAAUAUAAAGACUAUACAUCCUAUAAAGUGCCUUGGAUAUGAAAAAAGAAAUAUUUAGCACUAAUAUAUAUAUGUAUAUGUGUGUGUAUGUGUGUGUAUGUAUAUGUAUAAGUAUAUAUAUAUAUAUAUAUAUAUAGGUCAUUCAAAAAAUUCCAUCACUGGAUUCUCGCCCUGAAUGAAUUGGCCCUUUUUGAUACAGUCUCUAAUUUGUAAGUACCAAAUCAUAUUUUUGCACAAGUUCAGAAAAAGACAUAAACACGCCAUCCAAGUACAGGUCACUUAUCAUGUAUAUCCCUUUUAUAAGCCAUUUAUUCCAGUAGAAUUACAUUUUCCCAAUACAUACUGCAGGGUUGAGCCAUAUAAAGGCAUAUUAUUGUCUUACGUGUGACAUGCCACACAUCCUGUGCACUUCUCUCCAGACUACCUUAGAAUGAGCCAGUACUGGGUUAGAAGAGAAAUCAAGAUUAUUAGUAGUUAAAACAUGUGAGAGAUCAUCCAAUGGUUUGAAAGGGUUUUCUAGCUCCUGUUCGAUUUUGAUCCAGCUCAGUUCUGGAUCUGUUCCCUUCCAGUGCUUAAUCAGUCUAGACAUUUCAAACGAUAGAUUGUAUAACCUUACAUUGGGGAGAGCCAUAUCUCCUAUGUCCCUUGGUGACCACAUUUUCUUUAAAUUGAUCCUUGGUCUCUGUCCCACAGAAAGUCUUUGAUUAUUCUAUCAAAUUGUUUUAACAGCUGUGGUGAUAUACUACCAUGGUGGGCAACCACCAUUUUAAUCACAUACAUUUUUCCCAUUAGAGUAAUCAUACAUUUUUUAUUUUCUGGAAGAGUGGUUCCAUAUUUGAAAUUAAUUUAAUACCUAGGUAUUUCAUACCUGAGGGUAUCCAGUUGAAAUUAAAUUAAGUAACAUCACUAGAGUGACAUGUAUUUUAUAUAGGCAUCCCCUCAAACUUGUGCCAGUUUAUUUUAUAACCUGACAAUUUAGAAUAUGAGUCAAUACAUUCAAGUAACACCGGCAAAGAGCCGACAGGAUCUGCUAUUACUACUAAAAUAUCAUCUGCAUACGUAAACAGCUUAUGCUACCUGCCCCCUGCAUGCACACCCUUUAUUCUUACAUCAGCUCUGAUUGCUAAAGCCAGUGGUUCUAGAACUAUCAUAAAGAGCAAUAGAGAGAGAGUGCAACCCUAGAAAGGCAGAAAAUGUUCUAGCGGGAAGACUAGCAGCUGUACAUCACAUCACAGCUGGGUAAUUCCUAGCCAAUUGCAUGUAAGCCAUUGCUUUAUAAGUCUGCUCACAAUCUAUCACAUUGCUGUUUCCAUGUGCUAACAAGGCAACCUCCACCACCACCAGUUGAGCCCUGUCCCGCACGGGGGUAGGCUCCUCGCCCCUGCCUCCUAUCUCCGGCAGGACAUGACGGUUCCGGGUACAACUCCCUCGGACCGCUGGACAGGGCCUACGCCAAGAGAGAGACAUUACUUUCUGUUUUACAUGUAUCUGUUUUUAAUUAAACCUACUUGA